Dibothriocephalus latus is the source of this 537-nucleotide messenger RNA. NCBI's taxonomy places the organism in Eukaryota, Metazoa, Platyhelminthes, Cestoda, Diphyllobothriidea, Diphyllobothriidae. The record is from the annotation of a GenBank genome assembly.
AUGGCUAGAGAUCUCGGUUACGAUCGUCCCACGUAUGACACUUCGAAGAAUCUAAAUCGCUUUUGCGACAACUCAGGUGUUGAACUACCUCCUUAUGUACGAAUAUUUGUAUUCGUUGAGGGUGAAAAGAGAACUGCAGUUGGGUGUUGCCUUGCAGAGGAACUGACAGUAACGUCGGUUAAGCAGCAGGGUUACGACCUUCAGCGACUUACUGGCGGUCUCAGAAGCCUACUUUCGUGGCGCAUUCAGGCUGGGUUACUGGAUGAAGAAAAUGGUCAGACUGCGAGCGCGCCCGUCAUGAAGGCUUGUCCGACAAAGUCUUCCUUCCAGCUACCUUUAUGUGGCAUCAGACGUCUAUGGGUUUCACCAAAGCAUAGACGUCAGAAAACAGCUACCACCCUAGUCGACUGUGUUCUCAAGAACCUUUAUUACCUCACGCAUUUGACCCGAGACCAAGUCGCCUUUUCCGAACCAACUGCCGACGGCGCUGGCUUUGCAAAAAAUUACACUGGCCGAGAGGAUUUUGUAAUUUACUAA